This is a messenger RNA of Arabis nemorensis, 225 nucleotides long. The record is from the annotation of a GenBank genome assembly. Lineage: Eukaryota; Viridiplantae; Streptophyta; Magnoliopsida; Brassicales; Brassicaceae.
AUGAAGGUCUCUGAUCUUAUUAAUGCAUCAACGGGCUUAUGGGAUAAGACAAAGAUUAGUGAGCUUGUGGUUAAAGAAGAUUUGGCACUGAUUUUAAACAUCAAACCAUUGUUGUCAAAUACAGAUUCCACCAUCUGGUGUCUCUCUAAAGAUGACGUCUACUCUUCUCAAAGUGGUUAUCGGUUCCUGGAGGGCUUAAAAGAGAUGAACAUUAUGUCAAAAUAA